This is a messenger RNA of Cuscuta campestris, 2430 nucleotides long. NCBI's taxonomy places the organism in Eukaryota, Viridiplantae, Streptophyta, Magnoliopsida, Solanales, Convolvulaceae. The record is from the annotation of a GenBank genome assembly.
CCCCAAGAUUAAGAAGACAAAAAAGUUCCUUUCUUUUUUAAUUGAAGUGAGAAAAGAUUACUUCUGCGAAAUUCCCAAGAUUUCUUCAGAGAGAUGGGGUGUGUGGCUUCCAAGGUAAAGCAGGAGGAGGAAGGAGAAGGAGUGGUGUCCAUAUGCAGAGAAAGAAAGAAGCAAUUGAAGCUUACUGUGGAGAGAAGGUAUAGCCUUGCAGAUACACACCAUAGAUACUGUCAAGCCCUGAAUGGAGUCUCCGCAGCCAUCAAGCUCUUUGUGGCUCGCCAUUUUUCACCUUCUUCCCCAUAUCUCAUCACCUUCCCACCCCCUCCGGGGGGUUCAUCUUCAAAUUCAACUUCAUCUUCAACCCCACUUUUUCUUCAGCAAAAACCCUCUCAACAGGCGACCACCACCCCCACCCCCAAAGAAACCCCUUGCUGUGUUGAUUCUUCCGGGGAAGAAGAAGAAGAGGGAGAGGAGGAGAGAGAGGAGAUACGCCACGUGGAGAAGAAGGAAGAAAGGGCGGCGUCUGUGUGUGAGUAUUUUUACAUGGAAAUGCCUCGAGAGGAGGAGGUUUUGCAGCAUUCGGCCCCACCCGCUGGUGGGUAUGGCGGUUGGGAUUUCUUUAGCCCUUUCAAUGUGUACAACCACCAGAUCUCAGAGGAGGAUUUGAAGGCGGUGAGGGAGAGAGAAGGGAUUCCGGAGCUGGAGAAAGAAGAGGAGUGUGGUGGAAUGAUGGAAGAGGAGAGAGCAGAAAAUGAAGAGGAGGUGGAGUUGAAGAAGAUGGAGAAUGGGGGCGAGGAGGUAAAGGGAGGGGAGAGCAGAAAAGUAGUAGCAGAUAUGGAGGGAAAGGAGGGGCUUCAUAGUGAGGGGAUGACAGAAGCAUUAGCUGAAAUGGAGAGAGGAUUGGAGGAGGAGGGAGGGAGAGAGUUGCUUGAAGCAUUGAAGGACAUUGAGGAUCAUUUCUCAAAAGCUUAUGAUUCUGGCAAGGAAGUCUCCAGGAUGUUGGAGUCCAAUUGGGUUUACACCCAACCAAAUUUGGAGGAUUUGAGAGGACACAUCACAACAAAACUGAUAACUCUCACAUGGAAGCCCACCCCCUCGGCUCAUUCUUCAUUGUCGUCGUCUUCUAAGAAUAGUCUUGUGGCAUCUACUUCAAGAAGCUCUUCAACAUGGAUGUCAGACUUCUCAAAUGAUCUCUUGGGUGAUUUUGGGGAAUCCGGAAGCCUUUUACUGACACUCGGAAGGCUCUAUGCUUGGGAAAAGAAGCUAUACGAAGAGGUCAAGGAUGGGGAUAGCACUUGGAAAUUGUAUGAGAAAAGAUGCAAGAAACUCAAAAGAACCCAAGAUGCCACCAGAAUAGAUGCCGAAGAAGGAAAGAAAGGAGCAGCAACAUUAAAAGAAUUGCACAGCAGGAUCAUAGUAGCGAUUCGGAGUGCAGAAACAAUUUCAAAAAGAAUUGAACAGCUCAGAGAUGAGGAGCUACAGCCUCAAGUCAUUCAACUUCUUCAAGGCAUGAUGAGAGGUUGGAAAAUGAUGUUGGAAUCCCAUGAGCUUCAGAACAAAAUCAUGUCCCAAGUGUCAACUUUUAACUGCCCUGCUUAUGGGAAAUUCUGCAACGAUUCUCAUCGUCUUGCAACCCUCCAGCUUGAGGUUGAGCUUCAGAAUUGGCGUUCAUGCUUCACUGCAUACAUUGCAGCCCAGAAAGCAUAUGUUCAAUCUCUCCAUGCUUGGCUGUCUAAGUUUGUUGUCGUCGACUUCUAUUCCAAUGCCGGGCCCCCACUUCUCAAUGUUUGCCGUGAUUGGUUGUCUGCCAUGAACAAUUUGCCUGAAAAAUCAGUUUCUUGUGCGUUAAAAUCUUGUGCAAAAGAUAUAAGGGCUCUGUGGGUCCAGCAGGGAGUGGAACAGCAACACAAGCGAAAGGUCGACAGCCUGUCAAAGGAACUGGAGAGGAAGACAUUGGCAUUCCAGAGGGCUGAGGAGAGAGUUUUUGAAUUUAAGAAGUUUGCUGAUAGCAGAAAUGCAGAAUUGGAGAUGGAGCAUAGGGCGGAGGUUUUGAGGGAGCAGAAAGAUUUGUUGGAUGAUUUCAGUAGGAGGGUUGGUUUGGAAAGGGAAGAACACCGGAAAAGCAUGCAAGAAACACAGAGGAUCACAUUGAGAGGGUUUCAGUCUGGGUUUGGCAGUGUGUUCGAGUCCAUGGCUGAGUUUUCCAGAGCAGCUUUAAAAAUGUACAAUGAAGUUUUAAGUGCUUGGGAAAAUUCUCAAAAAAAUUCCCAAGUUGAUGAAGAUGUUAAAAGAUGACACUUUUAUGGUGGUGUUGAGGUUUAGGAGUUGUGUACAUCACUUAAUUUAUGUCCUUUUCUUUCUUCCCUUUUUUUGUGAGGAUUGAAUGAUCUGUUUUUUGAUCAACAUUAGCAACAAAAAGAAGGUUUUUGA